AACGUGAGGCUGUCUAUCCCCAGACAACAAACCGGCAGACCGGGCUAGAGCACUCACAGAGCUGAACGACACUGAACCCAAUAACUCUGGAGCACUGUCUGUGAUGGAGUCUUCUGGAUACGAUCAGUUUGGCUCUUCGUCCGAUUUUCACAGAACUUAUCCGAGCAAAGAUUUUAGAAAAUUCCUUCAAGUAGAUGGAAGACAGAACAGAACAGUAUACAUCCUGUUCGGAUUUCUACUCCUCUUCCUGAUCAUACUGACAAUGGCUGUUGGAAUUAAAUUCUCUCAGAUGAAGCAGGAGAUUGCGGAUAUACGGCUUGCUCAAAAGCCAAGCGUUGAAAAACCGCCUACCUACUCAGGGUAUACAGCUGUCCAGCACCACACGGGCCCAGUGAGAGGUGACUGUGAAGAAGACUGGUACUAUUUCAAAGGUAGCUGUUACUUUCUCUCCACCCUUAAGAUGAACUGGCACGCCGCGGAGAGGUCAUGCAUGGAGAAAAAGGCCCACCUGCUGGUGGUUAAUAAUCUGGAAGAGAUGGAGUACAUUUCCAGAACCGUGUCGGACCGUCAGUUCUACUGGAUCGGACUUGUGGAGAGAGAGAAGGAGGGAGAGUGGUCUUGGGUGGACGGGACGGACAUAAAUACCACCCCAAAAUUCUGGGACAGGGGGCAACCCGACGACUGGGCCAUUCGGGUGAACGGAGAGGACUGUGCCCAGCUCCAUCCGGAACAAGGAUCAACCCUCAGGAAGUGGAACGAUGCCGACUGCACGUUGAGUUACUUUUACAUAUGCGAGGUUAAAGUUCCACAGUAAACUUACGCCAGCGUUAAGUGUAAAUACACCAGCGUUAAGUGUUCAAUGAACUCUAAGAGAGAGAGAGAGAGAGAGAGAGAGAAAGAGAGAGAGAGAGAGCUGAUAUGGUCGAACUCUCAGCAAUUAAGAUGUUUUUCACUCUCUCAGAGACAACUCUGGUAAAUUUACUCUGAUCUACUGUACGGGAGGUGGUGAUGCCCGGCGCAAGCUUUCGCUUUUUGACUGAAAAAAAAAAAAAGAAAAAAAAAGAAUAAGAGCCUCUUUAGGCAACAGAUUUAAUUUCAUUUACAGUAUACAGGCAGGCAGAUACUGCUCUGAUCCAAAUUCAUAACCUGCACAGUUACCAGAUUUCUCUCAGUAAAGGACGUAAUGAGAGGGAAAAUACGUUGAGAAGGAAUUUUGGGAUACGAAUGUGGGGGCCAUGUACAUUUGGAAAUCAGUACAUUUAGGAGUUCUUAAAUUAUUUUCAGUAUGCCUUUUUUUUUGCUGUGCUGUACCUAUUUUGCUUGAUGAGCAGUAAAAUACAUCACUGAAAAAAA
Molecule: messenger RNA, 1353 nt
Organism: Chanos chanos (milkfish)
Lineage: Eukaryota; Metazoa; Chordata; Actinopteri; Gonorynchiformes; Chanidae
Gene: asgrl1
Product: asialoglycoprotein receptor-like 1
Exons: 8
Coding region: 104-814 (236 amino acids)
Source: RefSeq, a predicted model, not a curated record